UUCUAGAAAGUGAAAAGAUAGUAAAAUAUUUGUUGAAAGUAUUAAGUAAUGAAGACUCUGAUAAAUUUAAUUGUAGUAUGAAUUUGUUCAAAUGGCAUUGGUAUACAAACUUUAGAGAUCUUAAUAAUAGAAUUCUUAAAUGGUACUGGAAGCCUGCUUCAAAUAGUAAUUCAAAUAUACAACUUGAUAUUGAAAGUAGUGAUUGA
Messenger RNA from Dentiscutata erythropus, 206 nucleotides. Lineage: Eukaryota; Fungi; Glomeromycota; Glomeromycetes; Diversisporales; Gigasporaceae. The record is from the annotation of a GenBank genome assembly.